UAUAUGUAUUAUUCCAUAGACGUCUCUAAGAGGAACCUUAUAGGUGAAGAAAUCUCCCCAACUCAAACCCUAAAAAGGGAAUGAAAAAAAAAAAAAAAUCACAUAGAUGGAUUAUAGACGCGUAUACACAUGAGGAGAUGUCUAGAAAUCAUAAAAAGAACCAAAACUCCUUUUCUUUUUCUCGUUAACAAAGCAUUUUCUCACCUUUAAUUUGUCUUUGUUCUCCUUCUCUCUACUCACUUUCCUUACUGAUUUUGUGCUCUCUUCGCGUUUCUCUUUGGUCGUCUUGCUUCAUCUCUGUAGUUUUGCCUUUUUUUUCUUUGAUUCCCCCACCAAGUUUUUCCUUUGGGAGUUUUUCCCUAAGGAUCCAUUAAACUUUAUUAAAGAAGAAAGUAGAAAGAAAUAAAAAGGGCAUAGAGCAAUGGUUUUCUCAUCCAAUUGGUCACAGCCUACGAAUCCGAAUCAGCUUCAGCUUAACGAAAAUGGAAGUUUAGUGAAUGACCACGGACUACUUUCUCACCAACUUCCACCUUUCCCACCAAACCCUAACCCUAACCACCACCAUGCCGCUGCCUCCAGUGGUCUUCCGGCGAGGCUUGGUGGAUUCAUGGCGGAGAGAGCGAGCCAAACCAAAGCUCCUCGGCCUGAGGGAGCCCUAAAGUGUCCUCGAUGCAACUCCAUCAAUACUAAGUUCUGUUACAACAACAACUACAACCCCACUCAGCCUCGCCACUACUGUAAGGCUUGCCGCCGCUACUGGACACAUGGCGGCAAAUUGAGGGACGUCCCCGAAGGUGGACGCCGCCGGAGAAAUAGCAAAAAGAAUAAAAAUGAUAAUUCAAAAUCUUCUUCCACGGUCAACGCUCCGAGUUCUAGCUCAGGACAGCUAAGGACAAAACAUCAGUUCCCGUUUUUACCAACUCUUCAAAAUCUCACUCAGCUUGGAGGUAUCGGUUUGAACUUAGCUGCUGCUAAUGGCAACAACCAAGCUCACCAGUUCGGUCCGAGUUUGAUGAAUGAUUUAGGGUUUCUUCAUGUCGGAAAUGAACGAAACAUUCAUGACAACAACAACAGUGAAAACAACCUAAUGGGGCCUGGUGGAUUCCCUCUCUUCGAUCCAACGUCAGGAGAGGGAAAUAUUGGAAACGACGUCGGGUUAUCUUUUCCCUCUACUUCCAUGGUUGAUUCCAGUAUUUACCAAACAGGUCCGGUGAAGAUGGAAGAACAACCCAAUCUGGUUAAUUUGUCUAGACCGGUCUCCGGUUUGACACAUCCGGUGAAUCAAACAAACCAGUACUAUUGGAACAAUUCGGAUUUCUCGGGUCCUUCUUCUAACGAUCAUCACCAACUCUUGUGAGAAUAUUGGAUCGUCAAUAAAUAUUACGACGUGGAGGUUGAUUUACAUGACCAGGAAUGGUCAUGAUCAAAUGCAUGCAAACUAAAAAGUAUCUAAUCAGGUGUGGUAUACAACUUAAGAUCGUACUUAUAUGUAAUCAGGUGUGUCACAUAUAUAAACCUUUUUUUUUCUUUUUUUUUUUUUUGUAUUGUGUGGUUUCAUGGUUGAAUUGAUUCUGAAGUUAUUA
Messenger RNA from Brassica oleracea var. oleracea, 1583 nucleotides. RefSeq names its product dof zinc finger protein DOF1.1-like. Gene Ontology annotation, biological process: regulation of DNA-templated transcription. Gene Ontology annotation, molecular function: DNA binding; DNA-binding transcription factor activity. Lineage: Eukaryota; Viridiplantae; Streptophyta; Magnoliopsida; Brassicales; Brassicaceae. The coding region runs from base 422 to 1357 and encodes 311 amino acids. The record is from RefSeq and is a predicted model, not a curated record. The transcript is spliced from 2 exons.